Molecule: messenger RNA, 570 nt
Organism: Limanda limanda (common dab)
Lineage: Eukaryota; Metazoa; Chordata; Actinopteri; Pleuronectiformes; Pleuronectidae
Gene: tmem81
Product: transmembrane protein 81
Exons: 4
Source: RefSeq, a predicted model, not a curated record
CUCCUCCAUCCUGUGGGCUCAGCUGACAUGGAGGAUGCAGAUGAGGAGCAGGUGGAGGUCAUCACCAGCAGCUCCCCCUGCAGCGCCACCUGUGGCCUGGGGUUCAAAACCCAAACCCUGUGUUUGCUGAGAGACAACAACAGAGCGACGGAGGAGGAGGACCCAGGAAGAAAAGAUGGGAUGGAGGUGUCGGAGGAGUGUCGCGUGCACCAGGUGAAGUGUCAGGAGUCGUGGCAGUGCGGCCUCCGGACGCUGACGGUGACCUCAGGAGAGAGGCUGGAGGUCGACUGUCUGGGAGACGUGAUGAAGACCAUGAGGCGGGCAUCAUGGAGGGUGUCGUGGCGUUUCGCUGGAGGAAUCAUCUCCUCCGACGACUCUCUGUUUGCCGGCUGGAAAUCUCCUCAUCUGCACCGGGUGAUUCUGGACCCGGUCCGAGAGGAGCACGCAGGAACGUACCGCUGUGACGUGCAGGACGGCAGCUUCCGCAGAGUGAAGCGAGCUUACUGGGGCGUCCGGGUUCUUCCUGCUGGGAUCCUGAAUCUGGAGAGCUGAGGAGCCGAGGCCCAGUGA